Molecule: messenger RNA, 1934 nt
Organism: Meloidogyne enterolobii
Lineage: Eukaryota; Metazoa; Nematoda; Chromadorea; Rhabditida; Meloidogynidae
Source: the annotation of a GenBank genome assembly
UUACUUACCUUCUUACCCAUGGGAAAAUAUUUAAUAUACAUACAAUUUUAGUAUCAAUUUAUUUUGAGCACAUGGCGUUCAAAGUAUACUAUAAAGAAGGUAUACAGAGGCCGAUCAUUCCAUCACAAAUUAUUUUAACCUUCUUUUUAUCAUUCACCAAAACAAUCCAAACUAUCAAUCAAAAAUUAUCUUUCUAUUUAUUUUACCUUCCCUUUUCUCUUUUUAUUUUUUUCCCAAACGCACGUUGCCGGCUUUCGUCAUCAUUAUAAAUUUAUUUGUCUUUGACAUCUUUUUUUGUUAAUUAUUAUUUUUAUUUUCUCCGCCCAUAUUUACCCAUAGCAGCGUUACUAAAAUUAUUAUAAAAUAGUACUAGUUUGCUCCCUGAAUCUUCAUUCUUCUAACCAUUUUUAGAAAACAAAAAUAUUUUUGAUGGUUCUACCUACCUUAAUUUAACUUUAUUAUUAUGAAAUAAUUAACUAUAAAAGUUUCUAUUUUGCUUAUCAGUUUCCCUCAAUUUCCACAAUUUCCCCUUAAUUAUAAUCAUUUUUCAGAUAAUAGAGCAUAAUUAAAAGCUCUUUUCUAACUCAAUUUAUUCACUAAAUCUUCUCAUUAACUCAACUGAUCUAAAAAUGGUUAAACAACCAGAGACUCCACUCAUUAAUGGCAAAUCCAAUGGUUUUGCUACAAAGAAUGGCAUUUUGAAUGGUAAAAUUGCUAAUGGAACAACAAAUAUUAGCAAUGGACAUUUACCUAAUGAUCAACAAAUAAAAAUUCGGUUGGCGAAGCCUGAGGACGCAAAAGUUUUGCGAUCACUGAUUCAAGAACUGGCAGACCAUCAAGAAAUGCCUGAUGGACCUCGAAUCUCUGCUGGACAGAUUGCACAGGAUUUUAGUUCUGGUUUUAUGCAUUCAUUGGUAGCUUUUGGAUCCAAAGGAGAAAUGGCAGCUUAUGCUCUUUAUUAUUUGCCUGGAUCGAGUACUCAAGGACAAAUAUUGCAUUUGGAGGAUCUUUACAUUCGACCACAAUUUCGACGACGGGGGAUUGGUCUACAUUUGUUGAAGGAAUUGGAAAAGAUUGCCAAUGCUAAGCAUCUUCCUUUCUUGGAAUGGCAAGUAUUACGUUCCAAUCACGGGGCCAUUCAUUUUUACAAAACACUGCCAGGAUUAAUUGAUGAGACUGAUGGGAAGGAAUUCAAUAAAUCUAUCUUUUGGCGUUUAUCUUCUCAUGCAUUCGGGCAUAUUUUGCGAAAGGCGGCGAAACAAGAGCAGAAGGAAAAUCAUGAAAAAUUGAUAAUGGAAGUUCAUUUGGAUGAAUGCAGUGGCAGUGCUCAAAUCUCUGAGAGAAACGCUUUUCACCUUGCUGAUCAGUGGCAUUCUUUGGUUAACUCGCAACGAAAUGGGGAAAUAAUUAGAGAAGAGGAAGGAGAAGAGGAGAAUAAUGGAAGGAAGGCAUAUAAAUUCCUCAAUAGACGGGCUUUGGCAAAACAAAUAAAUUCUGGUUUACUUGGAGCUAUUGUUGUAAGGAAAGAGCAAAAAGCAAUAGAAGAAGAAAGGAAGAAAAUUGUUGGGAUGGCUUUCUUCCAUAGAAGGAGUUAUUCGACAUGGCAAGGAAGGUUCCCCGUUUUGGAUAAUAUUUUUGUGGCGGAUUCUGCUCGUCGAAAGGGUGUUGGAACUGCUAUUAUGGCAGAAUUAGUUAAGAUUGCUCACACAAUGGGGGCAACUAAAAUUCAAUGGGAUGCACAUGAGCCAACUGCAAUUAAUUGCCAACACGUGCCUUUCUUCAAAUCGUUAAAUGCCGAUAAUUUAACUGACGACGAGGGCUGGUUGCUAUACCGUUGGCAUUAUAACCAACAAAAACAAUAUACUAAUGGAGAAAUAACUGAAAUUAAAGAAAAUGGUGUUAGUAAAAAGAAUAAUAUUUUGAAUGGAUGCUAG